ACCUUUCAUUCUGAGCAGUGUAUCAGAUUGAGUGUGCGUGAGUAGGCUACUAGUAUGUAAUACACAACAAUUCCAGCUAACACUGGAGUUGAGAAAAGACAUAUCUCGUAGGUGAGAGCCUGCGCGCACGUGUUAUUCUAAUUCCUAUCAAAGGAAGAGGAAUUAACAGAGAAAUCGGAAUAACACAACGAUGGCAUUUUCUUCUUUUUGGAAGUAUUGCGCUCCCCUUACUCUCCUACUGCUCCUGUCCUAUUCGCAGACAGUGCGGGGGCAGGCCGUGCAGGCUGAGAACGUGACCGUGCUGGAGGGGGGGACGGCACAGAUCUCCUGUCGUCUCCAGAACUAUGAUGGCUCCAUCGUGGUCAUCCAGAAUCCACGCAGACAAACGCUAUUCUUCAAUGGAACACGAGCACUAAAAGACGACCGUUUUCAGAUGGUUCUUUUCACACAGCGUCUGGUGCGGAUCACGUUGACUAAUGUAAGCGUAUCUGACGAGGGUGGCUACUUCUGCCAGCUCUACACCGAUGACACACACCACCAGGUGGCGACGCUGUCGGUGGUGGUGCCCCCAGAGGUGCCAACGGUGGAGGUGAAGACAGAGGCAGUGGAGGGUGGAGAGGUGGAACUCACAUGUGUGUCCCCGCGGAGCAAACCACCAGCCACUCUGCGCUGGGUCCGAGAUCGCCGAGAAAUCGCAGGUGUGAUCUCUCAGCAGGAGAACGGCAAGACUGUGAGUGUUUCCAACACGAUCCGUAUCCCCGUGGAGAGGAAAGAUAACGGAGCUGCGCUGAGCUGUGAGGCGUCUCACCCGGCACUCGUGGGGCAGAAGCGAGUUCGGCACUACAGCCUGGACGUUCACUUUGCUCCUACGGUGAAAAUCAUUCCCCCUCAGGGCAUCCUCCGAGAGGGAGACUCCCUCAGUCUCACCUGCUCUGUUACCGGCAACCCACUACCACGUGACAUCCAGUGGUCGCGAGUGAAUGACACUCUUCCUGAGAGGGCGGAGAAAACGAGCAACAUUCUCCAUAUGUCUCGCCUCAGCCAAUCACACAACGGCACCUACCUCUGUCAGGCGCAUAAUAAUUAUGGCCGUGCAGCAGACCACUACACACUGCUGGUGUAUGUGUCUGUCCCUCCCAAAUCUCAUUCUGCCAUCGCUCACCCCAACCAUCCAUCCUCCAGCUUUACAAAGGAAUACCAAGACCCCGGGGCAGUGGUGGAAACCCACAGUGCCGUUCCGUAUGCAGUGAUCGGGGGCAUCCUGGCUGUGCUGGUCUUCACUGUCAUCUGUGUGCUCAUCGUCACCAUCUGGUGCUCCGUCCGACAGAAAGGCUCAUAUUUGACUCACGAGGCCAGUGGGUUGGAUGAACACGGUGAGGUUCAAGAGGCAUUCCUCAACGGAAACGAUGCCAGCCAGGGCAAGAAGGAGUACCUACUGUAGCGCCGCCCUAGUGGAGCUCUUCAGAAACACUGGACCGCUGCAGAGUGCACACCGCAACACACACUGUUCCCAAACAGACCCACACACCACCACUACGACAACCAGAGGGAAUCACAAUCGUGCCAUAUGAAGAUGGAGUGGGAAGGAGAGAACGGAGACAACAAUGGAGCGGGGUGGAGAGAGACGAGAGGAGAGGAUAAUUAUUAUGAUUGAAAGAGACCAUCACUCACACUCUUUCUGUUUUUACUUGUGAGUACGGUAGACAACUAGCCAUAAUUGUAGGACCAGGAGAGAAAAGUGUCCAUUCAAAACAGGCCGAUCCAUAACCCGGGUGAAACGGCGUCGCUGUGGGAAGCCGCAAAGGGCUUAUGAGCUAUUGAAUGUCCCAAUGUGAGCAAAUUGAAAUUCCCUGCGUUUGCCAAAGCGUUCAGGCCUCAGAGACUGAGCUGGUAGACAAUAAAUCCACCAAUGACAGCUCUGAGAGCUCAGAGCCAUCCUCAUAAAGUAUUCAUCUGCGCUUUUCAUCCGGCGACUCCAUUAUCUGCUCACGUUGGCCAAAACCUGUUGAAAAGUUCCUCUCGUUUUGAUCCUCUCUCAAUGACUCUCCGUUUCCCGCUCUCCGAUGCUCCUUCCUCUCCCUCCGCUAUCUCUCCACUAUUGUUUGUUAAUAAUUAAGGGAUUAGACAUGUUCUCUUUCAUGAGAAGAAUGAAUUGGAGCGGACCGCUCACUCUGACGCUGUAAAAAGAGGCUUAAUUAUUGCAAAGUCAUUGGUCAUUGGAAACGUGAAACCGUGAGGAUCUCAACUUGGGUGAGAAAAAACAGGAAGGAGAUUGGUUGUAGAGAACAUGUCAGAAAUUUCAAUAUAUCUAUAUUUUUUCUUUUUCGAUAACUCUACACAGAAACGCUUACACAAUGAAACAUAUCUCUAAAGUCGUUAUUUGUAUGAAAAAUUCUACAAAGUAAGUUAAAUGAAUCUUUUAAGAAAAAGGAAAAAAAAACACAUUUACUUUUGCGCGCAUUACCCAGCGAUGCUAUCGUACUAACACAGAACAUUAGCUUAGAGGUGCAAAACUGAACAAACUACUGUUACGUCAUCUUUAAAAAAACAAAAAAACAAUUCAAAAUUUAAAAAAAUAGAUAUUUCGUUUGUCUUUAAAAGAUAUCAGAGGUCUUAAGUGUUUUUAUUAAUUAUUAUUUGGACUAUUAUGAUCGUUGUAUUAUUAUUAUUCUUACUGUUAUUAUAAUUGUAAAUGUUAUAAAUUGUAUACUUCCCACGCUUUAGUUUUACCAGUAGAAACAGCCGUGUACCCACUUUUCUCUCUCCUCUUUCAUUCUCUUCUGUCCUUCUUGAUCCUCUUUGUGUCUUUCCUUCUAGUCGUCCGUCUCCUCUUCGUCUUUCACUUCCUGUUUAUUUUGUAGUCUUUGCGUCGCUGUUGAUAUAGCUAACUGUACAUCUUUAUAGGGGAAAGAUACCAAGCACGACAAAAUAAAAAAAUACUUAAAGACUUUCAUGUCAAAGACUGAUUUUCUGACUUCGAGAAGCUGACACAAUCAAGUUUCAACGGUGGCAAUAAAGCAAAGCAGCAGGGAAAAGGGGAGGAUAUUUUAAUUAGAAGAAGCAGCCGGCAGAGAUGAAAGCUGUGUGACUGAGAUGAUGAAUCAUAAGACUCCUAUGACAAAAGAGCAGAGACACCAGAGAGAGAAAGCAGGUGCAUUAAAACAGGACUCCUCCAUUAUUCCACUGUAAUCAAUAUACGAUCGUGUCAGAAGUCACUUGCUGAGCACUCCGGGGAAGGGUGGCUCUACGUUUAAAAGCCGAGGGGAGGAUGACUGAUCGAUGUGUUUGUCCUCUAUUGAUGGAGAGGCUCUGCAGAAGCCUGUCAUAAACAGUAACUGUCACAUGGCAAUCAAAGCGCACACUGCAUUAUCUGCUGUUUUGCUCGCUUUGAGCAGCUCCCUAGACAAAGGACACAUGCUAGCAAUUUCCUUUUAAGUACGAGUAGAAAUACUUGACAAAGCAUGAUCGGUUGCUAAUUUUGGGGUUUCUGUGAAGCGAGUUGACGCUUCAGCAAGCCGGCCAACUCCAAACGGCGAGUUAAAAUGACAAAUGACAGCCGUAGACUUCAUCAGAACUUCAUCAAUCUCUUGUAAUUUUGUUUACAGGACCCCGGCUGGCGUCUCAAAGGCAGAUCUGUGGGUCAUAAAGCAUAUGCUGGUCAAACAGGUUUAUCCAGGGACGAUAAACGGCUACAUUCUGUGCGUGAUAGAUUUGAAGCUUCCCAGCUCCUUGUAAUGACCCCAUUCAAGAGGAUGUGGACUAGAGCAGGUGCGAUGAAUUGACUGAAGCCGCUUUAGUGAUGAAAGAUUGUCAUAUCGGCAGGAAGCUAAAGGCUCUCAAGCGGAGAAAACAAUCGAAUGGGCUCUCGGUUUCGAAAGAGCUUUUACUUGUUUUUCCUUUUUGACAAGUCCAGCUUCGCGCAAUAAUUCACCUCGGCUUUGGAGGUUAAUGUGGACCUCAAUGAGAGAGAAAGGCAUUUGCAAGAAAAAUGAGUGGAAGACAAUGAUCAAGAAAGGAAAAAGCGUCAGGCAAAUCAAAGUCGGGCCUUUGCAAAGACAAAGCGAGUGAAAAGUAACAUUAGAUGAAGGAUUUCAUGCUUGAAACUUGGAUGGAUAAUGGGCGGAUUGGGGGAGUGAGACACACUGAUCACAACACAAAUAUUCAGAUACAAAAGGAGUCAUUUCUUACACCAGCGCUGACACAAGUGAGCAAAAAGAAUAAUCCAAUUAGUGUGAAACAGGGCUUUUAUUCGAGCUGCACAUAAGAAGUAUGCAUUUAAUCAAAACAGCUAUGGAACCCUGUUUUCCCUGGGAGUUAUUGAGUGGUUAAUUAUCUCGAUGCAUUCAGACAGUCUCUCCCACUUGAUAUGCUAUUAUAGUUGUUAUAAUUAAACAUUCAGAUCAAACCAAAAGCUUGCGCCGGGUUUCAACAUUGAUGGAACACAUUUUAAUGUACUAUAUUUAAGUAUGUACAAUUAUGCAAAUAUAUUGAUGUAGUCAUAAAACAGUCUUCUGAGAUGGUUGGUAAAACAUUUAAUCCUAGAGCAUCACUGGGAUUAAACAGCGAUGGAAUAUUUAUUGGACCAUGUGUGCAAAGUGCUUUCUAAUGAUUCAUUACAUGUUCAAUCGGAAGGGUUUAUUUCUGCACCAUAGAUUGCUUAUUUGUUGCUGGUGACAAAACUAAGGUCUGAAGAAUAUUUCUUGCAUAUUGUAACAAUUGGAUCAUUUUUCAGCCCCCUGAAGUAUUCAUUAUACCCAAGCCCAAAAGGUCUUAUCUGGUAAGCCAUGUUCAGGGUAUGAUAACUCAAGAAUUACGAUUGCUAGCCUCACAGGAAUUGGAAGAUUCAUACAUAAACUUGUUUCCUUCAUAUCCAAAUGGCUCGGUGUCCCUGCUGAGUUCACGUGUUUUCACAAUUGGCCCCUAAAGUUGGAAAAAAGUUACAACUUUUUAGACGUGGGUGGUAUUGUGGCCUUAAUCAAAAACACCAAGGAUACAAAUAAAUGUGUUUUGAUCUUAAA
This is a messenger RNA of Carassius gibelio (silver crucian carp), 5018 nucleotides long. It is a transcript of the gene cadm4, whose product is annotated as cell adhesion molecule 4. Gene Ontology annotation, biological process: regulation of wound healing; regulation of Rac protein signal transduction; negative regulation of peptidyl-tyrosine phosphorylation. Gene Ontology annotation, molecular function: vascular endothelial growth factor receptor 2 binding. NCBI's taxonomy places the organism in Eukaryota, Metazoa, Chordata, Actinopteri, Cypriniformes, Cyprinidae. Bases 191 to 1441 code for a protein of 416 amino acids. The transcript has 9 exons. Gene Ontology annotation, cellular component: cell-cell contact zone. The record is from RefSeq and is a predicted model, not a curated record.